Messenger RNA from Zootermopsis nevadensis, 3422 nucleotides. It is a transcript of the gene betaCOP, whose product is annotated as coatomer subunit beta. Lineage: Eukaryota; Metazoa; Arthropoda; Insecta; Blattodea; Termopsidae. The record is from RefSeq and is a predicted model, not a curated record. Gene Ontology annotation, molecular function: structural molecule activity. Gene Ontology annotation, cellular component: cytoplasm; COPI vesicle coat. Gene Ontology annotation, biological process: intra-Golgi vesicle-mediated transport; intracellular protein transport; endoplasmic reticulum to Golgi vesicle-mediated transport.
UUUCACUUUUUUGCCGAAUGACCCUUCCGUAUAGACGUAUUUACGUCAGUAAUUGUAAGUAUUUACAAAAUAGCCGUUAUAACUAUGUAUAUUUUCAGUCGUCACGAGGAACGUGAGGAAGACUGUCGAUGAAGCUGGUGUAAUGGUGAUCCGUGGUAAGAAUUAUAACCACGUGCAAGAUUCCAGGCAUUAUGAAAUUGGUCAUGACGAUUUCAUAUACUUCAAUAAAAGACGUACCGUGGCGCUAGCGUUUAGUGCAAGGAACUAUAACUUUGACACGUCAAGUGUUUGUGUUAUUACAUUACAGGUAGUUUAUAUUGGUUCAACAUGGUUACAGUUGAGCAGCCAUGUUAUACUCUAAUAAAUCUGCCAUCAGAUUCUGAUCCUCCCAAUGAGAUGCAGUUGAAGAUGGAUCUUGAGAAGGGUGAUACUAAAACAAAAAUUGAAGCUUUGAAGAAAACAAUUCGUAUGAUAGUUAGUGGAGAACGAUUACCAGGGUUGCUGAUGACAAUAAUCCGCUUUGUGCUACCACUUCAAGACCACAUGAUAAAGAAAUUAUUGUUGAUAUUCUGGGAAAUUGUUCCUAAGACAACUCCAGAUGGCAAACUUAUGCAAGAGAUGAUACUUGUCUGUGAUUCUUACAGGAAGGAUCUGCAGCAUCCCAAUGAGUUCUUGCGUGGAUCAACAUUGCGUUUUCUGUGUAAACUUAAGGAGCCAGAACUUCUGGAGCCACUGAUGCCUGCAAUUAGGGCUUGCCUCGAACACAGGCAUUCUUAUGUGAGAAGGAAUGCUGUCCUUGCCAUUUUUACAAUUUACAGAAAUUUUGAGUUCCUUAUUCCUGAUGCACCUGAAUUAAUUGCAAGUUUCUUGGAGGGUGAGCAGGAUAUGUCCUGCAAACGCAAUGCUUUUCUUAUGUUGCUUCAUGCAGAUCAAGAAAGGGCAUUAGCAUACCUUGCAUCCUGCCUUGACCAAGUGACUUCUUUUGGAGAUAUCCUACAGCUUGUCAUCGUGGAAUUGAUUUAUAAGGUUUGCCAUGCUAACCCAUCAGAACGAUCACGCUUCAUUAGAUGUAUCUACAAUCUGUUGAAUUCAACCAGUCAGGCUGUGCGUUAUGAAGCAGCUGGCACCCUGGUAACACUGUCUAGUGCUCCAACUGCUAUCAAGGCAGCUGCAUCCUGCUACAUUGAACUCAUUGUCAAGGAAAGUGACAAUAAUGUGAAAUUGAUAGUAUUAGACCGCCUUAUUGCAUUGAAAGAGCAUCCUACACAGGAACGAGUCCUGCAGGACCUUGUUAUGGAUAUACUUCGAGUCCUGGCAAGUCCAGACCUUGAAGUUCGGAAGAAGACCUUGAACCUUGCAAUGGAACUGGUAUCAUCCCGAAAUAUUGAAGAAAUGGUUUUGGUUCUAAAGAAAGAGGUUGCAAAGACACACAAUAUUGUGGAACAUGAGGAUACUGGGAAAUAUCGCCAGUUGUUGGUUCGAACUCUACACAGUUGCUGCAUUAAGUUCCCAGAUGUGGCAGCAACUGUAAUUCCUGUUCUGAUUGAAUUCCUUUCUGAUACAAAUGAACUUGCAGCAUCUGAUGUUUUGGUAUUUGUACGGGAAGCAAUUCAGAAGUUUGAAGGACUUCGGCCUCUUAUAAUAGAAAGACUCCUGGAUGCUUUCCCAACAGUUAAGUCGGUUAAGGUUCAUCGUGCAGCACUGUGGAUUCUUGGAGAAUAUGCUACUAGCCCUGAUGAUAUACAGGCUGUUAUGAAUCAAGUGCGUCAAACUCUUGGGGAGAUUCCAUUAGUGGAUGAUGAGAUCCGGCGUGCAACUGGUGAGAAGGUAGACGAGGACAUGAUGCAGCAGCAAGUUCCAGUACAGAAAUUAGUCACAUCAGAUGGAACAUAUGCUACCCAGUCAGCCUUCAACACUGCCAGUGUAUCCAAGAAGGGGGAAGCCCGCCCUCCUUUGCGUCAGUACAUGAUGGAUGGUGAUUUCUUUAUUGGAGCUGCUCUUGGCACCACUCUAGCCAAGCUUGCUCUCCGAUACAUGUCACUCGUAUCAGAUAACAAGAAGCAAAAUCGUUUCUGUUCUGAGGCAAUGCUAAUCAUGGCAUCUAUCUUACACCUUGGGAAAUCAGGUUUAGCAGUGAAGAAUAUGACAAAUGAUGAUGCUGAUCGCUUGUAUCUGUGCCUUCGGGUGCUGUCUGAUAAAUCCCCUGUCAUUGUGAAUAUCUUUCAUGAGAAUUGUCGUCGUGCUCUGUCCGUCAUGCUUGCUGCCAAGGCAGAGGAGGAGGCUUCUACACAGAAAGCUAAAGAGAAACCUGGGUCGGUGGUACACGCAGACGAUCCCAUCUCCUUCCUACAGCUGUCCUCAUCUCGUGCAGGUGAUCUGGGUGGCACCGAGAAUGUGUUUGAGUUGAGUCUUAAUCAGGCACUGGUGGGUGGUCGUCGAGAUGGAAUUGGUUCAGGUCUUGGAAGUGGUGGAGAGUCAACACCAGGAUUGAGCAAGUUGAACAAAGUCACUCAACUCACUGGCUUUUCAGAUCCAGUCUAUGCUGAAGCUUAUGUUCACGUCAACCAGUAUGAUAUUGUUCUGGAUGUUCUCAUUGUAAACCAAACAGGUGACACGUUGCAAAAUUGCACUCUUGAGCUUGCUACAUUGGGAGAUUUGAAGCUGGUAGAGAAACCACAGCCUGUUGUCUUGGCUCCUCGUGACUUCUGCAAUAUCAAAGCCAAUGUGAAGGUUGCCUCUACAGAAAAUGGUAUCAUCUUUGGCAAUAUUGUGUACGAUGUGAGCGGUGCUGCGUCAGAUCGCAGUGUCGUGGUUCUCAAUGAUAUUCACAUUGAUAUCAUGGACUAUAUCGUUCCUGCGUCAUGCAAUGACACGGAGUUCAGACAGAUGUGGGCUGAGUUUGAGUGGGAAAAUAAGGUUUCUGUCAAUACAAAUUUGACAGAUCUUCAUGAGUAUCUUCAUCAUUUGAUAAGCAGCACAAAUAUGAAAUGCUUGACUCCAGAAAAGGCUCUCUCCGGUCAGUGCGGCUUCAUGGCUGCCAACAUGUAUGCACGUUCUAUCUUUGGUGAAGAUGCUCUUGCAAACCUGAGCAUAGAAAAGCCUUUCAACAAGCCAGACGCACCUGUUACAGGUCAUAUUCGUAUUAGGGCUAAAAGUCAGGGUAUGGCAUUGAGCCUUGGAGACAAAAUUAAUAUGACUCAAAAGGGCCCACAGAGAACUAGUGGAGCGUAAGUUCUUAAAGUACAGUAAAGAGAAAUAUACGUGACUUCCUUCAUGAUUAGCCGGAGUAAAAGUAGCUCGUUCUUUAUCUACAUUACUAUUUUUAUUCUGUUCCUGAUAUAGAAUAAGGCAUUUGUGUAAUUUUUACAUGUAUACGUGUAUAACUUCUAAUCAGUUGUAUGAAUAAAGUUCUGGCCCCUCUG